AUGGCAUCCCGCUACUCGCUCCAGGCAGAGAUGCCACCCACCCGCAAGAGCCUACACCGAAGCCGGCGCAUUCUCACGGACCAGGCAGAUACCGACGGUCAGGCCAUCCCGCCCUCGGACGGUGAAAAGAUCCAGCUCCACAGCCUCCAGCAGCAGCACCAGGUCGCCGCCAAGGGAGCCUCCGUCGCCGCAGACGGCAGCCCAGUCGACCUCAACGACGGGCCCGACCCGCGCGGCUACAAGACGCUCCAAGGCAAGGCACGGUGGGGCCUGACUCCGGACGCCUUCCUCGACGACGACAUCAACGACGAGGGAAGGCGCACCCGCUCCAACCGCGUCCCUUACCUCGAGGGCCUCAGAGGCAUCCUCGGCCUGCAGACGCUCGUGUGGAUCUUUUUCAGGAUGUUUGCGCCCGCCAUUGUGACCGAGUUCGACGUCGACGGCACGCAGCCCGCGCGCUUCAUCGCACAGAGCCCGCAGUGGAUGAACAUCCUCCGCAAGGUCCUCUCGCCUGUCCUGUUCGACGGCAACCUCCAGAUGGCCAUGUUUAUCAUCCUCAGCGGAAGGACUGUCCUGCACACCUUCAUCGAGCGACGCAAGGCCCUCGCCCUCUCCGGUCCGGCUUUCCGCCGCCCCUUCCGACUGCUGCUCCCCGUCGCCGCGACGCUGACCAUUGUCAGCAUCGUCAACGUGGCCGGCGGCUUCACCAACGCCACGCGGAUGGCCGACGACCUGCAAAACGAGCUGGCGCGGCCGCAGCCCAUCUGGGACUCGGCGCUCGAGUUUUUCAAUUCGCUCGUCGUCUACUUUUUCUCGCCCGUCACGUACCGCGACAGCCGCGCGGCCACCUUUAUCCCUCCGGCGGGCAUCCUGUGGUUUGUCACGGUCGUCUUCCAGCAGCUCUACGUGCUCAUCAUCCUCGCCUGGGUGCUGCCCUACACGCUGCUCAAGUACAAGAACCUCGGCCUGCCCCUCUUCAUCAUCACGACGGCUUGGGUGGGCCGGUGGUCGUGGUACACCAUCACGGGCCUGGCCAUCGCAGAGUACUCGGUGGCCUACCUGCCGCUCCUGCCCGCCGCGGGCAUUCCGCUGGACCGCGCAGGACGACGCCACGUGCCCACCUGGCUGCCCGCGCUGGUCUUCACGCUGGCCGGUCUGCUGAUGAAGUACCUCUGGACCGCCGCGCUGCCCGGCAGCUACGCCAACGACUACAUUGUCCACGCCAACACCAACACGGGCAAGCUCAACUACGGCUUCGAGGGCUUCCACAUCGCCAUGCCGCGGUGGGACGACUGGCUGCUCGCCACGGGCCUCUUUGUCCUGGUCGAGACGACGCCCGCGCUCCAGCGCCUGCUGGCCAGCAAGCCCGUGUCCUACUGCGGCCGGUGGAGCUUCAGCAUCGCCCUCCUCUCGGGCACCGUGAUGCAGUCGCUCGGCUCCACCCUCUACGUGCACCUGCGCGACUCGCAGGGCUGGCAGCGCAACGGCGCCGCCACCCUCGCCGCCCUCUUCUUCACCAUGGUCCCCACCUGCCUCGUCGUCGCCGAGGCCUUUUCGCGCAUCGUCGACGACGCCGCACUCUGGCUCGCCCGCUUCAUGUUCAACUUCAUCCGCGAGUAG
Pseudozyma flocculosa PF-1 is the source of this 1620-nucleotide messenger RNA. RefSeq lists its product as uncharacterized. The transcript is spliced from 3 exons. Lineage: Eukaryota; Fungi; Basidiomycota; Ustilaginomycetes; Ustilaginales; Ustilaginaceae. The record is from RefSeq and is a predicted model, not a curated record. Bases 1 to 1620 code for a protein of 539 amino acids.